AUGAUCUACUUUAAGAAAUCUCAGAUUCUAAUAUUAAUUGUUGGAUGCAUCUUCGUAUACAUUCUUUUUAACUUUUGGCCGUGGUCAUCAACAACUUUUACGACGAACAAUCGGGUUUACUACAGACACAAUGACAAGGAGAAGACCACAAAAGAUAGGCCGAAGACUACAACAAAGCGGGACGUUGUGCGGAAGAAACUUUACAACAUUGAUGUCAUUAUAACCUUUAGCAAGGCUAAAGAUAAUAGAGGACUACAACGAAAUUUUGAAGUAACGGUAUCCUCCAUAUUCAAAUGGGCCACUGUACCUCUAUCACUAUAUAUCAUUGGAGAUGAUGAGAGCAAAGGUCUUGCUGAUCGCAUCAUAGAAGAAGCAGCAAGUAAAUACAACGCAAAGUAUACGAUGGUAUCUUUGGACGUGGAGCACUUAGCAAAGGAGUUACAUGAGAUUGUGAAGGAGAUGCAGCCUUAUUUCAGUUACAAACCAGGUGCCUACUAUAGCGAUGCCCUUUUCUUCCUCUCUAUGGCACUUCAUAAAGUCUUACCACUGACAGUUACCAAUGUUAUCAUGUUGGAUGCAGACCUUAAAUUCAAUGCUGAUAUAGCAGAACUGUAUGAAGAGUUUUACAAAUUUUCAGAUGCCAAUGUUAUGGGCAUUGCCCGUGAGAACCAGCCAGUAUAUCGCCACACUUUUUCACUAUAUAGAUCAAAACACCCUGGUACUCGUAUUGGAGACCCACCCCCAAGUGGUCUGACAGGCUUCAAUAGUGGCGUGCUGCUACUAGACCUGGAGAAGAUGAGAAAUUCAGAGCAGUAUAACUCCCUACUGACUGCAGCUUCAGUGAAGUCUCUAACCACUAAAUUCUCAUUCCAAGGUCACCUGGGUGAUCAGGAUUUUUUCUCCCUGGUUUCCAUGGAACAUGAGAACUUGUUUUACAUUUUACCAUGUACAUGGAAUAGACAGUUGUGUGAGUGGUGGAGAGACAAAGGUUACCAGGAUGUGUUUGAUCUUUAUUUCAAAUGUGAAGGUAAAAUCAAUAUAUUUCAUGGGAACUGUAAUACAGCUAUCCCUGUAUUAGACUGGGAAAAGGUGACAUAGUACGUGUAAUUAUAGUGGACAGAUACAAAUAUAUCAUACUAAAUUCCAUUACACUAGUGUUUCUCAACACAGGGA
Ylistrum balloti is the source of this 1173-nucleotide messenger RNA. Its product is annotated as xyloside xylosyltransferase 1-like. NCBI's taxonomy places the organism in Eukaryota, Metazoa, Mollusca, Bivalvia, Pectinida, Pectinidae. Bases 1 to 1098 code for a protein of 365 amino acids. Gene Ontology annotation, molecular function: UDP-xylosyltransferase activity. The transcript is spliced from 2 exons. The record is from RefSeq and is a predicted model, not a curated record.